AUGACAUGCGUCACCUCCCUGGCUCGGUUCGACGAGAAGACAAAUCAGAGGCUUCAGAGGUUGAUAGAGGACCACAAGACAAGCAGACAGAAGGGUGCGAAGAUGUGGAAGGAGAUGAUGGCGAUCUUUGAAGACGGGCUUCAAUCUUUCCUCUCAGCCACAGCAGAGGAGGUUGAAAGUUCCUCCAACGUUGACGUCAACAGGAUGAAGAGAAACAUCAAGACGUUCCUCCGCGACUGGCGGCAACCAGCUCUGCUCUUCGAGUUGUUCAACAUCGAGCAGGACGACGAGAGCGCACGCAAACUUGUCCUCUACGUCUUUCAUGCUCUCCUGGGCAACGCAAAUCUUGACGACAUCAGAUUCAACCAUCCUCUUAACAACCAACAUCUCGCUUCCUUACGCCAGGACGUAGUCGACAAGUGGAUCCAACUUUCGGACGCCUCCUCCUCCUCCUCCUCCUCCUCCUCCUCCUCUCUCCUCGGCACCAGGGAUCUUGAGGCCAUGCUCAUGAUGGGAGAGGACGCACGUACCUGUAUGGCCAUCGAGCCUGCGAACAAGAGAACACUCAAGGGGCUGCUCGGGUACCUCCUCCAGGGAAACACCAGGAUGCUCUGCGUCAACCCUGCUCUCCCUCCCUCCUCCUCCUCCUCCUCCUCUUCCCAUGGCAUCGAGACUCGCAAGGAGACGGUCCUCUUUGUUGACAGACCUUACUUUGAGGGGGAGUUCGACAAGCAGGCAGCAGAAGAUCUCAAGCAGCAGGCAACGCAACUCGCUGACCACCUGGGUGUCCCUCUACACUUGGCAAGGGAUUCUCCUCCUUCAGACCAGGAGAUUGCCAGCCUAAAGCUUCCUCCUCUCUCUGAAGCAUAUCCCUACCCCGCCCUUGAGUUUGUUGACAAGGCUGGCAUCUCUCCCUACGUAUGGAGGGACGGCAGGUACGGGGUCGGCCUGGUCUUCCGCGGAGAGCUCGGAGGGGCGAACAUCCGGACGUCUCUUGGUGGAACUGCGGUUGCUGUUGGGAUUCUCUUCGAAGGAUGGACAGACUGCUUGAGCGUUGUAGAGAGGAGCAAAGACAGUUCAAGGUUGGGGUACAUGAAAGAUGUUCAGUUGAUCGGCGCCGCCAUAGCGACAGAUGUUCGCGGGACUCAAACAUCGCAGAGGCAGAAGAAGCGAAUGCCGUGGGAGCUUACCUUCUAAUGUAACAUCUAUGAACUAGAACACAUGCG
Messenger RNA from Guillardia theta CCMP2712, 1226 nucleotides. RefSeq lists its product as hypothetical. Bases 1 to 1197 code for a protein of 398 amino acids. The transcript has 14 exons. The record is from RefSeq and is a predicted model, not a curated record. NCBI's taxonomy places the organism in Eukaryota, Cryptophyceae, Pyrenomonadales, Geminigeraceae.